Molecule: messenger RNA, 2476 nt
Organism: Glycine soja
Lineage: Eukaryota; Viridiplantae; Streptophyta; Magnoliopsida; Fabales; Fabaceae
Product: protein NRT1/ PTR FAMILY 5.8-like
Exons: 4
Coding region: 679-2301 (540 amino acids)
Biological process (GO): transmembrane transport
Cellular component (GO): membrane
Molecular function (GO): transmembrane transporter activity
Source: RefSeq, a predicted model, not a curated record
CUAUGAUUAUAAGUUAUAAUUAACAUAUAGAAUUUGACAAUAUUCUUGGUAAUUUGGUUACGUGGAUCAGGAAGAGUGGCUUUGGACGUGUGAAGCAUGCAACGGUCACGUGCCAACGAAGAGAAGAGAGUGUUUGAAAGAAUCCACCUGAUGCUAUAUGCACAAUUGGUUUUCAUCCCUUAACGCAAUCAGAACGCCAUUCUCAAAAACUGAAAGUGCGCUCUAACUUUUAUGCAUUUAUCCUGUGACGAAGGUUAAUAUAAAACAGCUACAGCUACAAAUUACAAACUGCUACAAGCAAAGCAAGUAACGUUUUCAUGUGUGACAUGCUUUUUGGUGUGGCAUAUAUGUUUGAAAGUGAAAAGUCUAGUGUCCCAUUAUAAGGAGCUAAAGACAAUCCAUUCUCGGCUAUAUAAUAUGUUUUAUGCAAUCUCCUAAGGUGUUUAAAGAGGUGCUGUUUGAGUUUGAGUUUGAGUUGAGUCCUCAGUGAAUGAUAUUUGUGACUGAAAAGGCCAAAAACAUGAUCAUGAGGAAGCACAACAACCCACUUUGGUUUGUGGUGUUCUUGUUUCCCUCUUAGGCUCCUUUUGGUGAACUUCAGAGUGCAAAGUUGGUUGGUUGGUGGGUUGGUGUGGUUGCUUCAUUUUCUAGGUGCAUUUUGGUUUCUCUCUUUUUCUCAUGGCUGGUGGACGGAGACAACAGAGGCUCAACAAGUCAUGCAUUCUCCUCAUAGCCAUUGCAGGAAUAGAAAGGUUUGCAUUCAAGGGGGUGGCAUCCAACUUGGUGACUUACCUAACUGAUGUUGUGAACUUGAGCAACUCAUCUGCAGCAAAGAUGGUUAACAGUUGGGUUGGAUUUACUUCCAUAAUGCCAUUGCUGGUGGCACCAAUUGCUGACGCAUAUUGGCACAAAUAUUCCACCAUAAUGGUUUCAUCUUUCCUGUAUUUUGUGGGACUUGCAGCAUUGACAACAACUGCACUAGCAAGGUCAUGGCAUCACAAAAACAGAACAAUGUCUUUUUCAUUUCUCUCUCUGUCUCUCUAUUUAAUUUCAUUAGGCCAAGGUGGUUACAACCCAUCUCUGCAAGCCUUUGGAGCAGAUCAACUUGGUGAGGAAGAAGAAUUGCCAUGUAGCAAAGAAGAUAAAAGUUGCAACACAAAAACUCUAUUCUUCCAGUGGUGGUAUUUUGGUGUUUGUAGUGGAAGCCUAUUGGGUGUUACAGUCAUGUCCUACAUCCAAGAUACCUUUGGAUGGGUGCUAGGUUUUGCCAUCCCUGCUAUUUCAAUGAUUCUCUCUAUUUUAAUUUUCUCUGGUGGAAGUCCUAUAUAUUUAUAUAAAGAACAUGAUGUCCUUCAAGCUAAGAAGCCCAUCAUGAACAUAUUUCAAGCCAUAAGAGCUUCUGCAUUGAGAUGCUUCCAUUGUGAAAUUACCCUACCAAAUGACAAGUCUGAAGUGGUGGAGCUAGAGCUUCAAGAAAAACCCCUUUGUCCUGAAAAGUUGGAAACUGUCAAGGACUUGAAUAAGGAUCCUAAAAGUGGCAUGUAUCUGCUAGCAAAUGCCAAGGUUAUGGUGAGGCUUUUGCCCAUAUGGACAAUGCUUCUCAUGUUUGCAGUGAUUUUCCAGCAGCCUGCCACAUUUUUCACAAAACAAGGCAUGACAAUGAAGAGGAACAUUGGUGCAGAUUUCAAGAUUCCACCAGCCACACUCCAAAGUGCUAUAACAUUGUCCAUAAUACUAUUGAUGCCAUUGUAUGACAAAAUAUUCAUACCAAUGACUCAGGUGAUCACUAGGCAGGACAAGGGUAUAAGUGUGAUGCAAAGGAUGGGAAUAGGAAUGGUUCUCUCAAUCAUAGCCAUGAUUAUUGCUGCUCUAGUUGAAAUGAGAAGGCUUGAUAUUGGAAGGCAAAUGAGAAGUGCAGGGUCACAAUCAGAAACAGUGCCUCUAAGUAUUUUUUGGCUGCUACCACAGUACAUUCUUCUUGGCAUCUCAGACAUUUUCACAGUUGUUGGCAUGCAAGAGUUCUUCUAUGGUGAAGUUCCCAGGAAUAUGAGGACAAUGGGGAUUGCCUUGUAUACAAGUGUUUUUGGGGUUGGAAGCUUUGUGAGUGCACUGUUGAUUACACUAGUUGAAGUGUACACAAGUUCAAAGGGAAUACCAAGCUGGUUCUGUGAUGAUAUGGUUGAAGCACACUUGGACAGUUACUAUUGGCUUCUAGCAUGGUUAAGUACAGUGAGCUUGCUAUUGUAUGCACUCUUGUGUAGAUAUUACCAUAAGAAGAGUGAUUCAAAUAGUGAAUAUUGAGAGGGUUUUUUUGUUCCUCUUUAGUUUUCAAGUGUUAUCUUCCCAUAUUCCUUUUGGGCUAAAGUUUGUUGGACUACUUGACAUGAUAUUGAAUAACAGUAAUUGUAUUAUAUGAUGUGUGUAUGUGUUUCAUGUGACUAAGUUAAAAACUGAAAGUGAAGAAGUUAAAAACUAA